GGCUCACCCCAUGGCCCCCCGCAGUGGGAGGGGGUGUUUCCCACCCCCUUGGGGAAAGCCGGGAUGUGUUCAUGGGUAUGUCCAGCUCAAAAACUCUGAGUCUCAAAGCUUGAAGAAGUUGAGCCCUGAUCCUCAGCUGAGGAGGAAACAGUGUUAAGUUACAGAGAAGGCUUCAACCUUCAGCUGUGUCAAGUCAGGUCUGAGAGAAAGAAACAGGAUUGCAGGCCUGAAGAGGCAGAAAGAUGUGCCUCACUGCAUGCUGGCGGCAGUGACCACCGCACUGCAGUCAACGUCUGUGAAACUGGAGCCCAAGUCAGAAGCUAGUGCUAGUAUCCUAAUCAAAGAAAGGGAUUUAGGUCACUGUAAGGAAAUGGCUUGGGGAUAAGGUGUAAAGGUACAUGCUUCUCAUGACUGUGUGCUACCUCUCGGCAGGUGAAGAGAUGAUCAGUAUUUCCCUGCAUCUGCAGUUUUGGUGGGUUAAGCGCAGUUGUAUCUUCACAACAGUGUUCACAAAGACCAGAGCAAAUUCACACUUUUUUAACCUGGAUGUGCUUCUUGAUUUUUAAAAAGGAGGAACCUAUUCAAUACAGAAGUCUCACCUUCAAGGAACUGUUUUGUGUCAACUUAAUUUCAUUUUUGAGGUGGGGGGUAGAGGAAAGAGAAGAUGUUCUGAUCUAUGAGCUGCAGAGUGAUGUGGCUACUAAAUCAAUUUUAGAAUUGCUCUAAAUCCCAAGAAUGCUGAUCUUCCGUCCUUUUAAGAAAGGAGAAGAACCCCCCCUCUCCCAUAUGAUAGCACAAAUGUAACUAUAGAUGAAUAUCCCCUCAGAUGUCUUCCAUAAGCAAAAUGGCAUGCUGAUCCAUACAAAAGUACAUUUGUGAGGGAUUGAGCAAACAGGACAGUUGUGAGUGCUUGCAUGUUUGUUCAUGUUACUUCCUGGUAGUAGAUAGUGCUCUGUAUAUUCAUAUGUGUGGGGAGCAAUCACAGUACUAAUGCAGACACAAAAAGUUGUGGUCUACUCGUCUGUUGAUUUGCCUUGGAAGUUGACUUUUUCCAGUUGUAAACUGUUAAAGUUUCUGUUUUGCUCUAACCCUUGCUUACCCUCCAUUAGCAACUGUUUGAAAAAUCCUCUUGAAAAUGAAGAGUUUCCUGAAAAUGCUCAAAGUCCUGGUGCUCUCCAUAUACUACCUGCUGGAGGCUCUAGUUCGGUGUGCUAUUCCCAGGCGAAAGAAGAAUGUUACUGGUGAAAUAGUGCUGAUCACAGGAGCAGGGAGUGGAAUUGGAAGACUGAUGGCCUUAAAGUUUGCCUGUCUUGGAGCUGUCCUUGUUCUUUGGGAUGUUAAUCAAGAAGGUAACAAGGAGACUGGUAGACUAGCCAAGGAAGCUGGAGCAGUGAAAGUACACACCUAUAUCUGUGACUGCAGCAAAAGGCAAGAGGUCUAUAAAGUUGCAGAUCAGGUGAAAAAAGAAGUAGGAGAUGUUAGCAUCCUAAUCAAUAAUGCUGGUAUUGUAACUGGAAGUAAGUUUCUUGAUUGUCCAGAUUCCCUUGUGGAGAAAAGCAUGGCGGUGAAUGCUAUGGCACACUUCUGGACUUACAAAGCCUUCCUUCCAGCUAUGAUUGCUUCUAACCAUGGUCACUUGGUUAGUAUUGCAAGUUCAACAGGACUACAUGGCACCGGUGGGCUGGCAGAUUAUGCUGCAAGUAAAUUUGCAGCAGUGGGCUUUGCAGAAUCCAUUGAUGUAGAGAUGCGUGGCCUGAAGAAAACUGGCAUUAAAACAACCAUUGUGUGUCCAUAUUUCAUCAAUACAGGCAUGUUUGAUGGCAUUAAAACCAAGUCUCCCCGUAUACUUCCUAUCCUAGACCCAGAGUAUACCGCAGAGGCUAUUGUCAAAGCUAUUCUACAGGAACAACUAUAUUUGAUGAUUCCCCGAAGUCUGUAUGUUAUAAUAGCUCUGACAAAGAUUCUGCCUACAAAAACAAUAUUUCUCUGGGAAGACUACUUUGGAGCCUAUCAGUCCAUGGAUUACUUCCACGGUCAGCUGAAAAAGGACUGAGGACCAAAUGACUAUGUCAGACACAAGCAGCUCUAAGCUAAUGUGGACCAGUUUUAGAGAGACAAAUGGUUGGCUGCUUCAGCAGCCAAGAACUUAAGGUGCCUUGUGCUUCUUCUUUAUAUAUAUCCAUUCUGAUUGACAGCUUUCAGCCUAAGCUGGUUCUCCUCCACUAAGAAAAACAGCACAAUGCCUGUAAAGAUUUUCUUUAACCCAAUCAGGUGUUCUGUCAGUAUCUGGCUUAAAAGCCAUACAUUAAGAAAUUAAUUGUUCAUCGUGAACUAAUCAUACCUAGAACCUUGUGGGUAGACGUAACUGGGAAACCUGUGGUAUAAUGGAGCUGGGAGCUGAACAGACCCUCUUCUGUAUAGAUCUAUCUUGUAGAGGUGCCAUGUGAGGAAGUUUGCUUCGUCAUUGCUUUGCCUGAUCAGUGAGUAACUAAGGUGGUGAGUUUCCUGGAGUGGCUGGCAUCUUUUUACAAUCUCUAAGCAUCAAAGUAUUUAUGAAUAUGAAUGAUGGUAAUAUACUCUGAAUGUGGUAACUUUUACAGAAGUACACUGAGAACAAAUGUGUGUACGCUUCCUUGUGUGAUUUAUAAAUGUUUUAAUUUUUAUGUAAAAGUCCCACCAUUUUACUAGGACUGAAGCAUUAUGAACAUAAUUUAAAGUUUUAGUUACAUGGAAAAGGCUGUAUUUCUUAUUGCUCUUAAAAUAAGUUGUAUACAGAAUCAUACUGAAUAAGAGUGACAGUAUGGAGUAACCGCCAGUCUUGAGCUUUUCUUUUAAAAAUGUAACUCAAAAAGGGGUGGUAAUAGAGAAUUAAUUAUGGUGGAAUUAACUGACAAGUCUUCCAGUAUGUGGGAAACUUAAUUCAUUAUGGUCAACCAGACUCUUGCUCUUCUGACUUCUUUUUAUACUAAUUACAUUAUAAGGAGUCUUUACCAUUUUUCUUUAACUAUAUAAAGUAUCAGAAUGAAGGAUGGCCUCCUUUAAAAUGUGUAGCAGUGCCCUUCUAGAGAGAGAAUUGAAAACUUGUUCCAAAACUGAUUGACCCAUUAGAUAAAGCAAAAAAAGAAUAUUACAGCUUGAACAUGUGCUAUGUAUCACAUGUUUUAGUAAUCUCAUUGCAUGUUACUGUUCUUGGUUGGAAGCUAUAACAUAUGGGGACUAUGAAUAAACACAAUAUAAUUUUGCUGU
Messenger RNA from Gavialis gangeticus (Gharial), 3246 nucleotides. Its product is annotated as epidermal retinol dehydrogenase 2-like. Lineage: Eukaryota; Metazoa; Chordata; Crocodylia; Gavialidae. Bases 1136 to 2053 code for a protein of 305 amino acids. The record is from RefSeq and is a predicted model, not a curated record. The transcript has 6 exons. Gene Ontology annotation, cellular component: lipid droplet. Gene Ontology annotation, molecular function: oxidoreductase activity, acting on the CH-OH group of donors, NAD or NADP as acceptor.